This is a messenger RNA of Electrophorus electricus (electric eel), 1450 nucleotides long. RefSeq names its product cytochrome b-245, alpha polypeptide (gene cyba). Lineage: Eukaryota; Metazoa; Chordata; Actinopteri; Gymnotiformes; Gymnotidae. The record is from RefSeq and is a predicted model, not a curated record. Gene Ontology annotation, molecular function: heme binding.
UCAUCAAAAGAUUCAAACCAGAAACUUUAAAAUAGGAAGUGACGAAAUCCAUUGGGUUGGGUUUGCGCACUCUGGAAAAUCCCACCUUUUUGUUCUUCAAAUAAAGUUGAGACUGCAUGUAGAUUGAAGAGUGGUAGCAUCUGUCGAGAAAAAGCAGCAUAUCCUGGCGAAGCAGCCCUUGACAACACUCUUAAUUAAACUACCUCUGACAAUGGGAAAGAUCGAGUGGGCUAUGUGGGCCAAUGAGCAAGCCCUUGCCGCUGGAUUUAUUUACCUAACUGGGGGCAUCGUAGGGGUGGCUGGCCAGUUCAGCGGCUGGAAGUUCGCUGCGUUUGGAAUAGCUGCAGGUGUGUUUGUGUGUUUGCUUGAGUACCCACGGAGUAAGAGGAUCAAAGGUACUAAUUUUGAGAGAACGGGACAAUACUGCUUCACAGUAUGUGUAAAGGCAUUUGGGCCCCUGACUAGAAAUUACUACGUAAGAGCGUUCUUGCAUGCUGUGCUCUGUAUCCCAGGAGGAUUUAUGCUUGCCACAGUUUUAGGCUGUGUUUGCCUUGGAAUAGCCAGUCUCAUCUACCUUUCAGCAGCCAUUCACGGAGAGCACUGGGAACCCAUCCUUCCUGAGGCAGAGCCCACAAAACAUGUGUCUCAGAGCAUCAAGCAGCCUCCCCAAAACCCACCUCCACGCCCACCCGCAGACAUGCGCAGGAAGAGACUGGAUGACCUUGAGGCUGCAGCGUACGUAAACCCCAUACCUGUCCGUGAAUAAUGAUCAGCCAUGUUUCUUCAUCAUGAGGACUUUGAGGCAACUUUUGGAGGACUGUUUACCAACUGUGCAAAGGUGGAAAAUUUGCACCUGCACAUAAUUGCAGAAUUAUUCUAUUUUUAUUCUGGAUUCAUAGGAAACAAUUUUUAAAGCUUAUUAAUAAGUUUUUGUUAUUAUAUUUGGGAUUUCUUCUGCAAGAAAAAGGGGUCAUUGAGAAUUCCACUUGUAGCUUUGCACUCUUUAAAUCUUUUGUAUCUUGUAUAUUCAACCAUGUCCAGUAAUGAAUGUCACUGGUAAAUGUGUUUGUGAAAUGAAGUCAAAACUACUUUGUCAAUACCUGUCAGCUUUAUUUUGUACAGCUUACCCACAUGUAAUUAGUCCAUGUAUUUGUAGUGUCAGCUAUUUUUAUUGAGAGCAUUUAACUCACACAUUCUGACAGAAACUGGUUGCGUACAAUAUGUAAAUUAUUACAGAAAACAGAUGUAUAUGUAUCCUUUUAUGCAUUGACCAAAGGCCACCUUUAUGAAUGUUCUAACAAACAUAUCAGGAUGGAUGUUUGCAUAACACUCACUGUGUUUUAGAUUUAUUUUAACAACAAUGUCUACAGUGACAAUGUCUGCAGUGACUAUUUACCUCACAAUAUCAUUUUCUAUGCUUUUAUGCCAAGAAUAAACUCAGGACAUAUAA